GGAUGGCCGUCUGUUGGUGGUUUAAUUGAUUUCACGUGAUUUUUUUUCCGCUUAAAGAUGCAUAAGUUACAAAUAAAUAGUUUCCUGAGGUUGGCAGAUUCUGGAAUUUGACACUGUAUUUAAGUGCCUUAAAAAGUGAUUUAGCUUUAAAUAGUAGUAUAGUUGGAUGUAAUGGAACGUUUAUUGUGUGGUGCGAGUGAUGCAGUGCCGUGUAGAGGCCCAUCGGUGAAAAUAAUGUGUUAAGUGUUCAUAAAUUCCUCCACAUAGAAUGAGAUAGAUUGACAAUUGACACUUCAAAAUCUGUCAGUUCUUGCAGCAGAUCCCAUUUGUUUUACAAGAAUCAAAGUUGUAAAAAUCAAGCAGCUGCGACAGAACAGCAUCAGGGCCUCUGCGUCAAUGAGUACUUUCGUAUGAAUGGGUGUUUUCCGAGUGCACACUAAUGUGCGGGGCGCCAUGUGAAUCACUAGUGUGUGGCAGGGCCCAGCAUGGGCCAACAGCCUCGGCCCCAACUAAACAUGAAUCCCAGCGCGCCAGCCCGCUCGCCGGGCUACCACCAAAAGGCCAUGGAGGAGAUCCAGAACUCGCUGCGGCCAUUCGCCAAGAGCGGCAGCGAGGCCGUGGGCUCCAGUGCGGCCAGCACCAUUUCGAAUUUCUCCGCAACGAGCGGCGUCAGCUCGCUGAGCUCGACAUCUGGCACUAACGGUACUGAUAAGGAAGUCCUCCAGCUGAGGCACACGCUCUCACAACUCGUCACCAUGGGCUACUCCGAAGAAGUCUCGUUGCGGGCCCUGCAGCUCUCCAACUCGCGCCUAGAUGGAGCUCUAGAUUAUCUCAUGAAGCAACAGAUCGAUCCGGGGAACAAAUGUGGAUACACGAAACUCAUACGUAAACCGAGCAUAGAGCGAGAACUGGUCUUGACGAGGGGAAGUCCGGCCCUGGACAGCGGGGCGGGAAGUUCCCGAUCAGACAGUCCGAGGAUGACGGAAAUCCACUCCAGUGUCAGUCGAUAUUCGCCGAAUUUCAGCGAGCCGCCGCCGCCUCCACCGCCGAGGAAUACGCCGCCACCACCACCGCCACCGCACGUGCCUUCAUCGUAUCCCGCAUUAAACAACGUGCAGCAGCUGUUGAAGAGGAUGUCGCCCGCGCCGAUUGUUCCGGCGAGGGCACCUCCAGCAGUGCCCUCGUACAACUCUCAAGGUCUUCAGCAGAGAGGUACUAGUCCAGUGAGUAGUGUAUCAUCUUCAUCGGGAAGACAGCCAAUGGUGGUGCAAAACGGGCCACAGGUUCAGCAACAGCUAUCUCAGCAAAUCCAAGCUCUUAGUUUGUACCAGAGUAGCAGUGCAUCAACGGCCGAACCACCACCUCCAUACCCUCUCAUCCCCCCGAGUCCUUCCAACGCUCCGCCACCUCCUCCUUCCUAUUCCGCUUCCAUCCAAAACCGCCACAGUCCCACCCAAGACUUCCGAAAGAGUCCUUCAUCUGGUAUUUAUUCAGGUUCUACAUCAGCCGGUUCACCUAGUCCCAUCCCCGUAUCAACCACCACGCCCACCGCCAUGGCCAGACCCACUCCUCUCCUAGCGUGGGGCGCCCGACAAGCCAAAACUCAACCACCCAUCAUCAUGCAAUCCGUCAAGAGCACCCAAGUCCAGAAACCCGUACUACAAACCGCCGUCGCUCCCACCUCGCCACAAAUUCCCACGUCUCCCACCAGCACCACCCCGUUGGUCACGUGCGCGCCGCCUCCAUCGUAUACGGCCUCCAUACAGCAGAAGGGCUACACCACCAGCCCCAAGCCGGCGGCGCCGCUUCCGGCCGGCGUGACGACAACGCCCGCCAACACCGCCACGCCUGUGGUGGUGCCGACGACGGAGCCGCCGAGUUACGCGAGUACCAUGCAAGCGAAAGCGAAGGCUCAGCGGGGAAUGGGUCUGGCGCCGCAUCCGCCUCCUCCAUAUUCCGACGAAGGCCACGCGCAAGUCAACACGGUGGAGUGCGCGAUGUCUCCGAGGGCUUCGCCGAACGUCCAUCCUCCUCUCCAGAGGAAGUAUUCGCCGGUCGUGUCGACGGAAUGUGUGGUAUCGAGGUCGGAUAGUCCGCAGUCGACGUCGUCGGGAGAUAGCAGGCCGUCGUAUCCAGAUAAUGGGGCACCGCCGUUGCCGCCUACAGCAUCAUCAUCCGUCAAAAACAAUCAUAACGCAGUGAAUGGAAACGGCGAGAGCAAAAACAAUGACAUCCCACCGCAAUUACCUCCAUACACAAAAAUCAAACAUCAAUCUCCUAUACCGGAACGUAAAAAGAUAAGUAAAGAGAAAGAAGACGAAAGGCGAGACGGUAAAGUAAAGAAUUACUCGCCUCAGGCGUUCAAAUUUUUCAUGGAACAGCACAUCGAGAACGUCAUCAAAUCGUACAAGCAGAGAAUGUCGCGAAGAAUUCAACUCGAAAACGAAAUGACGAAAAUCGGUCUCAGCUCGGAAGCACAGAAGCAAAUGCGCAAGAUGCUUUCUCAGAAAGAAUCAAAUUACAUAAGACUCAAACGAGCCAAAAUGGACAAAAGUAUGUUUGUGAAGAUAAAGCCGAUAGGUGUGGGCGCGUUCGGCGAAGUUACUUUGGUGAGAAAGAUAGAUACGAAACAUUUGUAUGCGAUGAAGACGUUGAGGAAAGCUGAUGUGUUAAAGAGGAAUCAAGUGGCCCACGUGAAGGCAGAACGAGAUAUUCUUGCUGAAGCUGACAAUGAGUGGGUUGUUAAGUUGUAUUAUUCGUUUCAAGACAGUGAUAUACUUUAUUUCGUUAUGGAUUACAUACCAGGUGGUGAUCUUAUGUCGCUUCUAAUCAAGUUAGGGAUCUUUGAAGAGCAUUUAGCGAGAUUUUACAUUGCCGAACUUACUUGUGCCGUUGAAAGCGUUCACAAGAUGGGUUUCAUCCAUCGUGACAUCAAGCCUGACAAUAUUUUAAUUGAUAAGGAAGGUCACAUCAAGUUGACAGAUUUUGGUUUAUGUACAGGAUUUAGAUGGACUCAUAAUUCAAAAUAUUACCAACCGAAUGGCGACCACAACAGACAGGAUUCUAUGGAUCCUAUUGAAGAUUGGGGUGAAGAGUGUAAGUGCAUGAAACCGUUGGAAAGGAGAAGACGCAGAGAACAUAGAUGUUUGGCACAUUCGCUGGUAGGCACGCCGAAUUACAUAGCACCUGAAGUGUUGCAACGUAUAGGAUACACGCACGUCUGUGAUUGGUGGAGUGUCGGAGUUAUCCUGUAUGAAAUGUUGGUGGGGCAACCUCCGUUCCUCGCAAAUACUCCCGCAGAGACACAACACAAGGUGAUCAACUGGGAGACGACAUUGCAGAUACCAAAGCAAGCAAACCUUUCGAAGGAAAGCACUGACUUGAUAUUAAAACUGUGUUGUAGUGCGGACAAACGGUUAGGUAAAAAUGCUAGUGAAGUGAAAUCACAUCCGUUCUUCAAAGACAUAGACUUUGAAAAAGGUUUACGUCGUCAGCCUGCCCCGCAUAUACCUCGCAUAGAAUAUCCAACAGAUACGUCAAAUUUCGACCCGAUCGAUCCGGACAAAUUGAGAAAUUCGGCAUCGAUCGAUUCUGGUACUUCUGACGAACUGACAGACAGUUCGAAGCCGUUCCACGGCUUUUUCGAAUUCACGUUCAGGAGAUUUUUCGACGACGGAGGUGGUCCUGCCUUCAAUAAAAUCAACUUAGACGAUAAUGACAAUCAAGGGUCCGUGUAUGUGUGAAGUUUAUACAUAAUUUUCUUGGAAAUGUUCGGAGGUGGACCCUCUGAACAUGGAGUAUCGCAGAUUUUUGCUCUUGCCAAUCGGAAUUUGUAUGCAAGAUUUUAAGCAAGAAAUUUGCGUUUUAUGUUUUGCUCUCACGUUGUAUCUGGUUAGUUUAAAUAAGGACUGUCUAGAGGCCUUAUUUAUCGAUGGUUUAGUGCCGGUUUCGGUACGUCAUGUUUUUGUGGAAAAUGUGACAUAACGAAAGCGACGCUUGUUUGCAACCAAAGCCUUCAAAUAGCUGCCUUGUUCUAAAUGGAGAAUGCCUUAUAUGCUCAAAUUGUUCAAUGUUUGGUGAGAACCGAAAGGAAUUGAUAGUACAAUUGAAGAUUCAUUUAUUUGAAUAAAAACGUGUAUAGCAUAUAAAUUAUUAAAAAUUAAAAAGAUGGUGCUAAUUUUUAUUCGUACGUUAAAUGUGAUAUCUACUGAAUGUCUGUAAAAUUAUUUCAAACAUGUUGGAAUGUUUGUUACAAACUGCAUUUAUAGUUUAUAAAAUAUUCAUAUAAUGUAUGUAUCUGACAUUGUUCGCACUCCAUGGGGUGAUCCCAGUGUUCGCUUAUAGUUUGAAGGUAAAAAAGAGCCUUGCAAACAAUUUCUCUGUGUUGUGUUUUUGAAAUAUUUUUAUGGAUAGUCAGUUGUAUGCAACAAUAAAUUAUUAAUGCAAUUUGUAUAUUAUGUACAAUACUCUAGGAAUUUGUAAAUAUAAUUAUAACAACGAAGUGUAAGGAUUAUUGCACUUGUAAUUGGUCUAAAGAUACUAACUUCCAGUUGCGGGAUUAUUGACAAGUAGAGUGUUAGAUGGCAAUGUGAAGCACUUGAGGAGAGCAAGGAAAUUAACAAGCACUGCCUUUUUACUAAAAAGAAUGCGUUAUAAAAUAAUCUUGCAGUAAAUCAAAAUAGUUUUGUAAGAGCAUUAUGUUUAAUUUGUUUCUCAAGAAAAAAAAAGCUGUGUUACAAUUAGUUUUAACGAUACGCUCAUAACUUAAUGCUUAGGUAAAUAUUUAUUACAUUUUCCCUCAUUCUAAAAUUAAUUUGUAACACCCUCCUAGCUUAAGUAUGGAUUAAUUUAGUAUAUAAUUUUUCUAGUCUAUUGGAAUUUUUUUAUCGUUUUAAAUAUAUUAUUGAUUUAAAUGUUGUUUAUAGGUCAUAACGUUGUUCCUUAAUUACACAAGCAAAUAGCAAAAAUCGUAUGCACUUAGGAAAUUAUAAUGUGAGUGCCUACAUAGUGUAAAUGUGUGUAAAUAAUUAUAUAUUUUUGGAAACA
This is a messenger RNA of Zophobas morio, 5046 nucleotides long. It is a transcript of the gene wts, whose product is annotated as serine/threonine-protein kinase Warts. The transcript has 8 exons. The coding region runs from base 486 to 3743 and encodes 1085 amino acids. The record is from RefSeq and is a predicted model, not a curated record. Gene Ontology annotation, biological process: peptidyl-serine phosphorylation; hippo signaling; G1/S transition of mitotic cell cycle. Lineage: Eukaryota; Metazoa; Arthropoda; Insecta; Coleoptera; Tenebrionidae. Gene Ontology annotation, molecular function: protein serine/threonine kinase activity; protein binding; ATP binding.